GGCUUCUACUAGUACUGUACGAGCAAGGCUGAGGCUCAGGCAGAUUCAUUCUCAGCGGUUUCACUCCAGGCCCGUGUUUCCACCUGAGUGCAUUUCCACGUCUGGUGAUCUAGCAAGCGCCCAGGGAAUCCCUCACCAGUGCCAAAGCUGAGCUGGAGCUGCGCCAUCCCCUGAAAUUCAAUUCCAUUCCACCCUCAGAUUCACGAUCAAUUUUCUCAAGGCUCAUCCAGCUCAGUUUUUGCAUUCAAAUCUCUUGGUAUUCAGAAACUCUGAGGCAAUAAUCACCAUCGAAAUCUAUCGCAAACAUGUCCAACAACGAGAAGGACAACUGGCCUCCUUCCUAUGAAGAAUCGCUCAAAUCCAGCAAUACGGGCCGCUCCCAGAUAACCCGCACCUACUCCCCUUCUCGUGGUCAACAGAUCCUAGACCAGCUUACUCUCGUCCGCGCCCAACACCUCCGCUCCGUAAUCAACGAGCACUUAAUCCCACUCGUCGAGCAACAAGCCAUGUAUGGCAUUGCACAAACCACAAUCGCUAUGAUCCCUUCCGAUGUAGCCUUACCCGCUGAAGAAGAAGAAAAGUCAGAAUUCAGCUUCGACGCCGGAAAUGCGAAGAAGGUGGAGGUGAUUGGGUUCUCGUCAGACGAGAAGCCGCAGAUCAUUAGACUGGAAGGACAGAUGAACCAAACUGAGUUUUGGAGACCGCAGAUUAUUGUGCAGGAGUUGGAGCGGCUGUUGAAAGAAUCUUUGAAUGCCUCGCCGUAUGUGAAACCUCCGAGCCCCAAGUAUCCUCCUGCGCAGGAACCACCACUACAGAGGCCGCGGAGGAGGGAUUUUUUUGGGAGAAUGGCAGAUGUAAUCAACCAGCCUGAGGAGAGGUCGCCGAGCGGAAAUCCAGAAGUUGGCGUUAGGCAACCUGACAACGCAGGCCAGGUGCUUGUGAAGGUGAGGUUGGAAGAGAUCUGCUUGCGGACGGUGAAUGAAUUUGGGAUUUACGAUACGAUGUCCAAACAGUGCCUCAUAAUUAGGGUUGAUGCAAGGUGUUGAUAGUCUUGGAGGGCAUAGUAUACGGAGUAGAGGCGUUUGGACCCGCUCGUCUGGCUGUUUACGAGGAUGGUAACUGGUCACACAAGUGUCAGGAGGGCUACUUAGGACAAUAGAUACCCUGGCUUGAAAGUCGCUCAGCGAGUGAUUCAAUGUCGUUGGGUGACAGCACAAAGGGAGAAACGUGCUCGAAACCUCUGUUUACUUCCCAUCUCGGUCCCUAUUCGUAAUCAUACAUGCUGUCCGAUGGUGCUUUGUGAAAUCAAACGUUAAGCCAAUAUGCUAUACUCUGUAUAGCCGUAGAAAAGCCCGCUCUUCCGUUG
Molecule: messenger RNA, 1366 nt
Organism: Lindgomyces ingoldianus
Lineage: Eukaryota; Fungi; Ascomycota; Dothideomycetes; Pleosporales; Lindgomycetaceae
Exons: 1
Coding region: 306-1046 (246 amino acids)
Source: RefSeq, a predicted model, not a curated record